This is a messenger RNA of Protopolystoma xenopodis, 912 nucleotides long. Lineage: Eukaryota; Metazoa; Platyhelminthes; Monogenea; Polystomatidea; Polystomatidae. The record is from the annotation of a GenBank genome assembly.
AUGAACGAGACGUCGGAGUGGAUCUUCCUUUUUGCGGAUCAUCGACGGGAAUCGUUGACGGAGCUCUUCGACACGAAUGAUCAUCGCAACUGUUUGACGCACAGAUCCACUCAUACCUUCCACGUUAAGCGUCAACAUGGCGCGCAACUCAUCUCCGUGGAUCGUCUUCGUCGAUGUGGACACUCAUUUCAGACCGUCACCACGACGAUCUUUGACGCGAAUGAUCGUAGAUGCGCAACUGUAAUGUCGAUCUUAGUCGUGGAACGUCGACACGGACCAGCUCAUAUCAUCGACGUAAAGCGCCAGCAUGGAUCGUCGACGCAUGGAUUGUCGAAGCUCAACUUGAAAGUUGAUCUUAAACGGGGAACGUUGUUCUCUGGUGAUGUCCGAUCCUUCCGUUGGUGGAUCAUCGGUGCACAUCGUCAAUUCCCUUCGACGAUUUGUGAAUCUCCUCGCCGGUCGUCAACUUGGCGCGCCAACGAAGAUGUCAACGUCUACGUUGUCCUACAGAUUGUGAUCAUAAACGGAGCAGAAUAUUGCUUUUUGUUUUUUUUUAAUAUUUUCACUUUUUCUUUUUCAUCCAUCGCGUCGACAAGGUGGUUCAAGCAAAGAGAGACAACUAGACGGCCCAAGAAAGAGAGCGAGAGCAAGAGAGAAGGAAAGAGAGAGAGAGAGGCUGGGGUAAAAACGCGCAUGGCAACCGUCGAUGACGCCAACAGUGGCCGUUGGGAUUCCGGCUUCGUGUAUGUCCCGACUGGGAGACGCCUGGCAUCGAUUUUUCAGUCCUCACGACAACUUUCCCCAAGCCCCGCUGAGCCCACUCUCUCUCUCUCUCCCGCCUUCCUGCUCUCCCAAAAACGUGGCCCGGCUCGGCCCGGCCCGGCCCUGUUUAACCUCGUCUCGUUGGUCUGA